Amaranthus tricolor (Joseph's coat) is the source of this 2362-nucleotide messenger RNA. RefSeq names its product probable sphingolipid transporter spinster homolog 2. Gene Ontology annotation, biological process: transmembrane transport. Bases 458 to 2050 code for a protein of 530 amino acids. The transcript has 16 exons. Lineage: Eukaryota; Viridiplantae; Streptophyta; Magnoliopsida; Caryophyllales; Amaranthaceae. The record is from RefSeq and is a predicted model, not a curated record. Gene Ontology annotation, molecular function: transmembrane transporter activity. Gene Ontology annotation, cellular component: membrane.
UAAUCAUAUAUACCCACAUGAAGAGUUUUGAAUUUGAAUAUGAGCAAGAAAAGAAUCCCAAAAUAUCACCAUUUCUAAUAAAUCCUUUCCAAUCAUUGGUUCUCUUAUCAAGAAUAAUUUUCUGGCCCUAGCCCCACACUCAUCACUAUUAUAUUCCUUUUACUGAAAAGUUAAAAAUUAUUUUCAUAAAAAAAUAGGAGCACUAAUCCAUGAAUUUAAUAAAUUGUAUAAAUAAAAAUAAAAAUAAAAAAACUUUAAAAAAAAAAAAUCAAAAACUAAGAAUUAGGUCUGCUUCCUCGUUUGCAUCAAACAAGGAAUACAGUUUACAUCACAUUAAGUGAUUCAGUCAUUCAGAGACACAGAAAUCAAAUAAUCAGAAUUUUUUUUGAAAGGGUAAUUUUAUUUUAUUUUUAUCUUGUUGGGUUUUGUUUUUUUUUUUUUGUAAAAAAAAAAAUAAAUGGGAGAAGAACAAGAACAAGAACAAGUAAAAGCAGUAGAAGAUUCAAAGGAUUCUUCUGUUGAGGUUGAAAGAGCAAAAACUGAAGAAACCCAAGAAAAUAAAAUGGGUAUUGCUGAUUCUGUUGUUAGACCUUCAUGGUUUACUCCAAAAAGGUUAUUGGCAAUAUUUUGUGUUAUUAACUUGAUAAAUUAUUUGGAUCGAGGAGCGAUUGCUAGCAAUGGUGUGAAUGGUGAACGCGGGACUUGUAAGGGUGGCACAUGCUCCGAUGGUAGCGGCAUUCAGGGACAAUUCAACUUGAGCAAUUUUCAAGAUGGUGUGCUAUCUUCAGCUUUCAUGGUUGGACUCUUAGUUGCCUCGCCAAUUUUUGCCACAUUAGCCAAGAGGGUCAAUCCAUUUCGAUUGAUUGGAGUCGGAUUGUUAAUCUGGACUAUUGCUGUAGUUGGCUGUGGGUGUUCAUGGGACUUUUGGUCCAUUUCCAUCUUUCGAAUGCUUGUUGGUGUAGGUGAGGCGUCAUUUGUCAGCCUUGCUGCGCCAUUCAUUGAUGAUAAUGCCCCAGAUAGUCAGAGAACAGCAUGGCUUGGAUUCUUCUACAUGUGUAUACCUGUUGGAUAUGCGGUUGGUUACAUUUUUGGUGGUUUGGUUGGGAGCCAUCUUGCCUGGCGGUGGGCUUUCUUUUUGGAGGCAAUCUUGAUGGUUCCAUUUGUUAUUUUUGGUUUUGUUAUGAAGCCGUUGCAGUUGAAAGGAUUUGCACCUGCCGGGUCCAAGGUAUCGUUGUUGGUGGAGACAGCUGCUGCUUAUGUAGAAGAAACAGAAAUUGCAAUUACUGUCAAUAAAAAAACCGAUGAGAAAAGUGGAACUCCAAAUGAAUCUCCAAAGUCAACCGGGAAUGAAUUUACAAGAUUUCUGAGUGAUAUGAAGUCGCUUCUUUCUGAAAAGGUUUAUGUUGUGAAUGUUCUAGGUUACAUUGCAUACAACUUUGUUUUGGGUGCGUAUUCAUAUUGGGGACCAAAGGCUGGGUACAAUAUCUACAAUAUGAAUAAUGCAGAUAUGGUCUUUGGCGGCAUUACUGUUGGUUGUGGAUUGGCGGGAACUAUUGGCGGAGGUCUCCUUCUUGACUACAUAAACUCGACAAUUUCAAAUGCUUUUAAGCUUCUUUCAUUGUCCACUUUGCUCGGAGCAGCGUUUUGCUUCGGUGCUUUCUGUUUCAAGAAAGAGAUAUUUUUCCUCAUUUUCUUUGCCGUCGGUGAACUAUUAGUCUUUGCUACGCAGGCCCCAGUAAAUUACGUGUGUCUACACAGUGUUAAGCCUAGUUUACGACCACUUUCUAUGGCCAUGUCUACGGUUUCAAUUCAUGUGUUCGGUGAUGUACCUUCUUCACCCUUAGUUGGUGUUCUUCAGGAUCAUAUCCAUAAUUGGAGGAAAACCGCUCUGAGUUUGACGUCUAUUCUGUUUCUAGCAGCUGCAAUAUGGCUCAUAGGAAUCUUUUUGCACAGUCCGGAUAAGUUCAAUGAAGUGAACGAACAUGAUCAUAUUAGAGGAGCUAACGGACAAAACAAAGCACCGUUAUUAGAGGAGGCAAGUAGUGCAUAGUUCAUCGGUUUAACGUAACAUCUCAACGACUAGCAUCCUCACCUUCCUUCGACCUGUAUAGUAUUUUUUUUGUGAGUAAAUGAUAGAUAAGUGUUUUUUUUUGCCCAUCUUUCUAUCACCUACGAUUUUUGCGGGUGAUCAAUUCAUUUCCUUAAGUAGAAGACGAUGAUUGUUUCGACUUUUGCUUACCCACAAGUUUGAUAAUUGAUGUAUAGUUAACUUACUGGUAGAGAAGAUUGCAACAAUUUUUGUGAUUCAGGGCACUGUUUUAGUGCAGUAUCUAAAAUAAGCUAUUUAAGUGUUUUCAGCUUU